UCAAGCGCACCAAGUCGCCUGCCACUCCACUCGAAAACUCGAACCGCUCGGGAUCGGAUACUAGUGGUAUUACGCCAGUGGUAUUAUUCGGCGGCCAUGAAUCUGCGGUAUAUCUGCACUGUCGCCCUCGUGCCGACGCUCUGCGUGCUGCUGGUGCUUCUGCUGGAGUUCGUGGAGGAGGGCCUGGCCCAGAGCUCCGAUCCACUGUUCGAGCUCCCCGUCCAGUUGGUCGGAUUCCCCGUAAUCGUGCUCUCCGUCCGCCUUUCCCAGUUCGCCAAGAAGCUGGCCUACUCCCUCAGUCCCAGUACCUAUAGAUCUCGCAGCAGGAGGGACGUAGCACACCCGCUGGCCCUUGACGCUGAGCUGGCCCAGAAGCAGAUCAUAGCUGAGUUCGGACCUCAAGCCUGCAUUCUGGAGGAGCCGUGCCGCGUCCACGCCUCUCGACACUUGGGUAGUAGUGAAAGGCGGGUUCCCGGCGAUGGAAGGGCAAAGCCACAUGGCGCCUGGUCAGAGGUUUUGAGGAACUACAAAGUGCAAUCGGGCGUCAGUGGGAUGAAACAAUGGUACCUGCUGUCCCUGUUCAUCGGCGAUGCUGUCCGGGAUGUGCCGCUCUGCAAGCACCUGGCCAAGAGGAUGCCCUGUCCGGGAGUCGGACCUCUGCCGCCGCCCCAGCCACGAUGAGGAUCUGGUCGGUUCCACCUCCUCUGGGGGACUUCACAUUAAGGGAGGAGGAGGAGCAGCAUCCGGAUGGAGUCCCCUUAGUCAGUCACAUCGGACAUCUUUGUUAAUCAUCCAUCUUUCAGCACUCGCAUCCCGCAGCCAUGUGCUGUCCCCGUGCACCCCAUCAUUUUGUUGUACUUUUAGUUGCUUUUAAGGGUUUUAAUUUAAACGAACGCCCGCCAACAGACGUAGGCGCUUAGAUUUAUGAGUAAGCAAAUAAAUAAAGAAACCAGCUGGAAAAAAUCAACCCGAAAUUUGUGUGUUCUAUGCCAGGACAUGUCUGGACUCCCUCAAUUUUCCGCUCGGACAAUGCAUUUCCCGUUCCCCAUUUCCUCGCCGACGGAAGGAGCAAAAAAUUGAUACUCCAAAGGGCGUGCAGCAAAAAUUCUGGUUGCAACGCCACUCGCAAUUUGUUGACGCAAGGCAUUAAGAUGCUGGGGAAGGGGAGCCCGAAUAUCCUGUACAUGUUCUAGUUGGGCAUAUAGGGAAAUUUCUUAAAGGCAUACCGUAUUAAAUAAAAAGCAAAAAUAGCUUAGAAAACCAAAUUCAA
Molecule: messenger RNA, 1270 nt
Organism: Drosophila biarmipes
Lineage: Eukaryota; Metazoa; Arthropoda; Insecta; Diptera; Drosophilidae
Exons: 3
Coding region: 97-681 (194 amino acids)
Source: RefSeq, a predicted model, not a curated record